Molecule: messenger RNA, 1998 nt
Organism: Closterium sp. NIES-65
Lineage: Eukaryota; Viridiplantae; Streptophyta; Zygnematophyceae; Desmidiales; Closteriaceae
Source: the annotation of a GenBank genome assembly
AUGGAUGUCCCUACGUCAGAGAAGAAACUGGUCCAGAAGUGGAACCCUGGGUGGAAGCAAACCUUCAAGUGGUUGGUGCUCGAGUAUGACGACGAGCAACAGAUGUACGGUAUGAAGUGUAAGAUCUGCAAAGCCCAUGCCAAUAACAGCAAAUCUCCGUUUGGCCCUCUUGGCAUAGGAGCGCGUGAUUUUCAGGUGGACAUCGGCGAGGUGAAGCUCCUCGUCGAUAAACUGAAGCUGAAGCUGGCGCAACGUUACGUGGAGAACCGCGCAGACUAUUUGACCCCGAAGAGCAAGCACCUGCAUGCUUUUCUCGAGAAGCACGGCAGCCCUGACAAGCGCGAGAUCACCAUCCGCGGCCUCGACAAGCAAGGGACCGCAUGCACCAUCAAAGACAUACUGCAUGAAAACCCCAUCGGCAAUGACAAGAAGAUGGACCUGGAUUCGUAUAUCAAGCUGGGGCAAGAGUUUGCGCAGGAGCUGAUCGCAAAGCUGGACUACUGCCUUGGGGACCUGAAGCAUUUUGACGGGGCAAAACUCUUCAUGCCAAUGCACUACCCGCCGCGCCCUGCUGACCGUGAAGGAUGGCUCAACGUCCACCUCUACGAACUCCUUGACAUGUUCAAGGAGAAGCUGCCCGGUUUAGGAGCUAGUAUAGCUCGUUCAACGCCUGCCGUCCGCAAUCCGUUUGAAUAUCCGUCCGCCACGUCACCCGCUAUCAAGGCCACGUCAGCCGCCAUGAACACGUCAGCAAAUGGUAUCCCGACCGUGUCAGAGCCCUGGGAGGAGGCGAUUAGCUCUCAGCUCGCGGCGUGGUUCGACGACUCGCACUGGACGGACGAGCCGCCUUCCAUGACAGUUACCGUUGGGGACCACGGCCGCGGCCAGCUAGACGGCGUCGCGACGGUCGCUCUUCCCCCAGACACGGUUUUCUCUAUCCUCUGCGACCCGCACAACCGCCGCGUGUUCACGUUCAUUAAGUCCGUCAAGAACGAGCGCGUCGUGAGUGACUGUAACGGGGUGAGAGUGGUCGAGUUGGACAUAGUGUUCGCGCUCAAGGUUCCCUUCUUUACAGGCACGUUCGACGCGCACCUGCGCAACGUGCACGACCGCCCCAACCGCAGGGUCACCUUCUGCCUGUCGCGCCCCGGCUUCAUGCGCAAAUUCGAAGGCUACUGGCAGGUCGAUCCGCUCCUCGUUCCCGCUUCUGCCACUUACGCCACCUCCCCCUCUUCUGCCGCUUCCGCUGCUUCCGCCGCGCCUUCCGCCAGCGAUGUGCCGUCAUUUCUCUCAGCAGAGGGUGACCCUGAGUCGGAGUUGUUCCCCUCCGUUUCCUUCACUCCUCAAUCGCCGCUCUCAGAUGUCAUGUUUCUGGGCAGCUCAUGCGACAGCGAUUCCGAGUCCGGUUCGGACCUAAAUGCGUCUGGCAGCGAUUCUUCCAACAGUGCCAGCAGCAGCCCGGACCGCUUCCCUGCCCGCGUGAUACCAGACCCCACCACCACCACAAGCGUCGGCAGCUUGUGCGGCAGCGGUGGUGGGUUAGGCGAAGACGACACGCGCGGAUCAGGCAGGUUAGGCGAGGACAGCGGGUUAGGCGCGGAAGGCGGGUUAGGCGCGGACGGCGGGUUAGGCGGAGAUGCUGGCAUGCGCGUGGCGUCGCGUCUGGUGCUGCAUCAGGUCGUGGAGCCGUCGCUAGCGCCACCCCCGAUGUUCAGACGCUGCGUUCACGCGCUGCUCAAGGCAGCGACACGCGAUGUGCUUGUCGUUUUCCAGUAUGAAGCCGCACGCAUUCGGAACAGCAAGGGGAAAUUCCCCUGGAGAAAUGGGGCGGAAGCGGGCGCGGAGGAAGGGGAGGAGGAGGGGAAAGGAAAGGCGGGGAAGAGCUCGAAGCUGGGAGCGAUGUUUUUGCACAAGGAGGCGCUUGGGGGGAAGAACAGUGUGUUUGGCGUGGGGAAGGGGGGGUUUGGGUUGAAGAAACCGGCGCAGCGGAAGGCGUGA